CAGGUGAAGAACUCGUGUCCGUUCUGGGCCGGCUCCUCGGUGAUACUCUCUGGAAUCAUAGGAUUAACAACUUGGAAACGGCCUAUGAUACUCCUGGUGAAUCUCUUUGUGCUGCUGUCUGUGGUGUGUGUCCUCUUAAAUCUAGCUGGAUUUAUCCUCGGCUGCCAGGGGGCCCAGUUUGUGUCCAGCGUGCCCAGGUGUGAUCUGGUGGACUUAGGCGAAGGAAAGAUUUGCUUCUGUUGUGAAGAAUUUCAACCAGCCAAAUGCACGGACAAAGAAAAUGCCUUGAAACUCUUUCCGGUUCAGUCUUGUAGUGCUGUUCACCUUCUACUUAAGAAAGUUCUUUUUGCCCUGUGUGCCUUGAACGCCCUGACCACCACCGUCUGCUUGGCAGCAGCUGCCCUUCGCUACCUCCAGAUAUUUGCAGCCAGAAGACCCUGCAUCGACGAAUCCCAGAUUUCUGCCGAAGAAGUGGAAGAACACGGACGGAUCCCAGACCCUGAUGACUUCGUGCCGCCAGUGCCGCCCCCCUCCUAUUUCGCCACAUUUUACUCGUGCACGCCCCGGAUGAACCGCAGGAUGGUUGGUCCUGAUGUUAUUCCCCUCCCACAUAUCUAUGGAGCACGAAUCAAAGGUGUGGAAGUGUUCUGUCCCCUGGACCCCCCGCCUCCCUAUGAAGCUGUGGUGAGCCAGACAGACCAGGAGCAGGGACCUUCAUUCCACAUGCCAGAAGGAUUAGAAGAUGCCACGAGCCCCUUGGAACCGAUCUGCAUACCGCUGACUCAAGGUGAGGACAUUCCUAACACACCCAGAGAAGAAAGCACAUCUAUCUCAACUCCCGAUGCAAACCAGCUGCCUCCCACGGGAAGCCGGAGAGUCUUCCCAGCCCUGAGGACAAGAUCGAGGAGUGACCCUGUGCUCCAUCAUUCCGCGGAGAGAGCUGUCCCUGUGCUCAGCUGCGAAGCCGCAACGCAGACCGAGGGAAGACCAGAUCUGGCCACGGUGACCUUGAGGAGAGGUUUGAGGUGCAGAGCUUCGCGAUGCCGGCCUCGGUCCCUGAUAGAUUACAAGUCCUACAUGGACACCAAACUGCUGGUGGCGAGGUUCCUGGAGCAGUCGUCCUGCAGUAUGACCCCAGACAUCCACGAGCUUGUGGAGAACAUUAAAUCUGUUCUCAAGUCCGAUGAGGAGCACAUGGAGGAGGCCAUCACCAGUGCCAGUUUCCUAGAACAGAUAAUGGCCCCGUUGCAGCCCAGCACUUCCCGGACCCACGUGCCGCCCUCGCGGAGACAGCCUGGCUUCUUGCACCUGCGGAGCUGCGGGGACCUGAGCACCUUCGUCCCGGCGGGGGUGCCGAGAGCCGAGAGGAGGCCCCAGCGAGCAGAGGCUGAGCGGCCCCACAGCCUCAUUGGCGUCAUCCGGGAGACCGUUCUGUGAACCUG
Molecule: messenger RNA, 1442 nt
Organism: Odobenus rosmarus divergens (Pacific walrus)
Lineage: Eukaryota; Metazoa; Chordata; Mammalia; Carnivora; Odobenidae
Gene: ENTREP1
Product: family with sequence similarity 189, member A2
Exons: 11
Coding region: 85-1437 (450 amino acids)
Cellular component (GO): membrane
Source: RefSeq, a predicted model, not a curated record